Molecule: messenger RNA, 1921 nt
Organism: Tigriopus californicus
Lineage: Eukaryota; Metazoa; Arthropoda; Copepoda; Harpacticoida; Harpacticidae
Gene: Dbct
Product: lipoamide acyltransferase component of branched-chain alpha-keto acid dehydrogenase complex, mitochondrial-like
Exons: 2
Coding region: 363-1874 (503 amino acids)
Cellular component (GO): mitochondrion; cytoplasm
Molecular function (GO): lipoic acid binding; acetyltransferase activity
Source: RefSeq, a predicted model, not a curated record
CAUCCGUCCCUCUCCUCAAUCUUGUGCAACCCUGUUUGACGUCAACAUUUUACAGCUGUGCCCACGUCCCAUUCAGCUGCAUUCACACUACACAUUUCACACACACAAACAUACAUACAUACACAGAUACACAAAUACAUCAUCAUCUGGCUCGAUCCUGCAUCCUGCCGAGGAUUACUUCAAACAGACAGAGGGUCCUAUUCCUACUACACUCGCCAGUCGACCCAGCCCUCGCACCCGUUGUCCGCCCCCUUACUUCUCACUCUCCGCUAUCCACGUCGUGGUGAGUGGAUCCGAUCAUCGGUGGAGGGUCCUGGUUGAGCUCGGGCUAAGGAGGAGGCGGCGGCGGAACAGGGUCCAUCAUGAGCAAGCUCUGCCAUCUGAGAGGUUGGUCGGGCUCUUGGUGGCGUGGCGGGACUCGUUCAUUCACGGCGAAUGCCCGUCCCGCGCUCGCGCGUCCCCUUGGGCGGGGCACGCUCACUCUUGGGGGUUCUGUGGGCGCGCUGAAACGAGUUAGUCCGGUGUCUGCCACUUGGGGGCGGUCAUGGCUGCAUACGAGCGGGCCGCAUUUGGAUGUGGUGCAGUUUCAUUUGUCGGAUAUCGGGGAAGGCAUCAAGGAGGUCACCAUCAAGGAAUGGUUCGUCCAACCGGGCGACACGGUGGCUCAAUUCGAUCAGAUUUGCGAAGUUCAGUCGGACAAGGCAUCAGUCACGAUCACGUCCCGGUUUGAUGGCGUCAUUAGGAAGCUCUACCACGAUGUGGAUGGUGUGGCACAGACCGGUGACCCAUUGGUGGAUAUCGAGGUUGAUGGACCGCCGGGUGAAGAGUUGGGCUCCCAAACCGAGGUCCAAGAGACCGAGGCCAUUCAUAUGGGCGAACGUGAGACGCUCGUCAAGCCGGAGACACGCGUCCUCGCCACCCCCGCUGUACGCCGAAUAGCAUCCGAGCACAGCUUGAAUUUGGCCGACAUCGCGGGCACGGGUAAAGCUGGUCGGGUCUUGAAAGAGGACGUGAUUAGGUUCAUGGAGGAAGGCCCGCCCACUCCCCCGCCAGUUCCCGCGAGUCCCGUGUCUUCCGUUCGAUCGACGCCUCCUCAACCUACCUCUACUCCCGCCACUAAACCCACCCCACCCAUGGCACCACCCACUCCCAGAAGAGUCGUGGGAGCCGAUGAGAAAGUCACUCGACCUAUGGACGUGAUUACUAAGGCCAUGACGAAGGCCAUGACUCAAGCCCUCGAGGUCCCGCAUUUCGGUUACAAAGAUGAGAUCGAUAUGAGCGCCCUCGUGAAUCUCCGCCAAGAGCUCAAGCGAAGCCGCGACCCCUUGCUCCAGAAGUUGUCCUUCAUGCCAUUUAUGAUCAAGGCCGCCUCGUUGGCCUUGCACGACUACCCGAACCUCAAUGCCAGUGUGGAUGUGGAGAACAGCACUAUUAUUCAAAACCUCUCCCACAACAUUGCCGUGGCCAUGGACACACCCAUGGGCCUGAUCGUGCCUAACAUCAAAAAAGUCCAAGACCUCACUUUGCUGGAGGUGGCCGGUGAAUUGCUUCGACUUCAGGAACUCGCCUCGGCGGGUAAAUUGGGGUCCGAGGACCUCAAGGGCGGCACUUUCACAUUGUCAAAUAUCGGCAGCAUUGGAGGCACGUACGCCAUCCCGGUGAUUAACCCGCCACAAGUGGCCAUUGGUGCUAUUGGCAAAAUCCAGGUUCUCCCUCGGUUUAACGCCCAAGGGGAGGUGAUUCCGGCCCACAUCAUGUGCAUCAGUUGGUCAGCGGAUCACCGGAUCGUGGACGGAGCAGCUAUGGCACGAUUUAGUAAUAAGUGGAAGGCAUGCCUCGAAAACCCAUCGUUAAUGACAUUAUAUAUGAAAUAAUAAGUGCCCCUUCACCUCCAAUCACGAAUAGAGAACGAACAUUGUUA